Messenger RNA from Tetranychus urticae (two-spotted spider mite), 553 nucleotides. RefSeq names its product NADH dehydrogenase (ubiquinone) 15 kDa subunit (gene ND-15). NCBI's taxonomy places the organism in Eukaryota, Metazoa, Arthropoda, Arachnida, Trombidiformes, Tetranychidae. The record is from RefSeq and is a predicted model, not a curated record.
UCUUGCAUUUGGUUCCAAUUUUAAGGAAAUCAAAUCUUUAAUUCCAUCUCAUAAUGCGUUAUAAUAUUACAUCUCCUAUACUUGUCGAUUGGAUUGGAAAGCCUGAAACUGUACAAUACCGUAAUGUUGGUUCCAGGUAUGGACGAGCUGAGACCUGCAAUGAGUUCUACUUGAAUUACAAUGAAUGUAUAGAAGCAUAUGGUCGUACUCGUGGUUUUGUUCCUUGCGAACCUUUUCGAAUGGAUUUUCUUGAAUGCAAGAAUGGUACAAAAGCAUCUUUGAGAGAUAAGAGAAUUAAAGCCGAAAGGAUUCGUCAAGUGCUUGAUGGCGAGCGAAGUUACAAAGAUUAUUUUGGACGUCGACCUGAAAGAGAUUCAUUUAUCUAUGAACCUUUCUUCUAAUUGUUACAGAGCCAGUCAUUAAUGAAUUAAUAAAUGUUGUCUGAACCAACUAUUACGAUUUAAAAGCGUAAUCUAAACACACUUGUAGAAAAAUUAUUUCAAUGAGGUAAUAUUCAACGAUUCAAUAAAAUAAAUAAUUAUGUUAGAGUAAA